This is a messenger RNA of Cucurbita maxima (winter squash), 1581 nucleotides long. RefSeq lists its product as uncharacterized. Lineage: Eukaryota; Viridiplantae; Streptophyta; Magnoliopsida; Cucurbitales; Cucurbitaceae. Bases 436 to 1545 code for a protein of 369 amino acids. The record is from RefSeq and is a predicted model, not a curated record. The transcript is spliced from 2 exons.
UAUUUUUGUAAUCAUCAGACAAAGAGAUCAAUUCGAUCAAAGCAUGAACACCCAGAUACAGAAUUCAAUCCAUCACUAUCCGAAUUUUGUUUAGCCUUUUUCUUUGAGAAGAAUGUUGAUGGGUCAAUUACGCCGCUCGCUUUUAAGCGCGUUUUGAUUCGUUGAAUGUUCUUCGUUUUCCAUCCAACAAUGGCGGCUGCUCCCGGAAAUCGUUUUCUCUAAGAACCCCAUUGGCCUCCUCCGCCUGAUAAUCACGUUGGUUUUCGUUUUUCCUCGCCGAUUUCUGUUCAUCUUAGUAUCAUAACGUUUUCACGAUUCAAAAUGAAUGUUUCCGAACAGCGUUCUUCAAUUAUUUGUUUCUCAAUCGUUUAGCCCUUUUCGUUGAUUGUCUUAUGUUCUUCGACUACAAGUUUUCAGAUCGAUGUCUUCGAUUGGAUGAGUUCGAGCCGAAUGUUGGAGAUGGACAUCAACUUACAAAGAAUCUUGGAGGAGUUUCUUCAAUCCACUGCUCAUGUGAUGGACAAUAAUCAACAGGUCGAGGAACGUGGUCUAAUUCAAUCGCCAACUUGUGCUUGUUGCGAACGAUUCCUAGUACUUGAUAACGAUGUCAGUGGUGAACCUGAAGCCAUUGGUAUAUGUGGCGAUUGUAAAUUUUUGUUACUUGAAGAUAUGGAAUUCCCUGAACAGGAUUCUUAUAACAGGGCGAUGCCAAGAGGAAGAAGAACAAGGCAUGGUAGUUCAGAGUCUCCUGAUAGUCGUUUUUCACAGGAAUUCUCCCAUAUGAUUAACUUGGCGAGGCAAAGUCAGUCGAGUAUCUCUAGCUACGGGGAUCGGUAUGCAGAUGGUUCUAAUGCUACUUAUGCCACGCAGGACUCGAGUUUGCUUAUGAGCCCCAAUCAAUCUCGAAGAUGGCGUCGAGCAAACUCUGAUUCUGAAAAUGAUGGUUUAGAUAGUAUUGACUCUAUGUUUCGAGAGAAUGGAUCAAAUUUCAGUUUUGGACCUUACAGACAUUCUUAUGGUGAUAUUGAUUUUGUUUCGUAUGGAACUUAUGGGGGUGACUCGGAUGCUUCCAUGGACGGACAAAGUUCCUUGGACACAGACGUUUUCGUUUUUCCUGGUGAUGGAUUCAAUGAUUCUGAUAUAGACAUUGAUCCUAUGCGUGCUGGUGUCGGCGAUUGGGACUCGAGUGAUGAGGAGGAGGAUCUUGGUGAAUUAACAGAAGCUGACACAGAGCAAGAUGCACUUGAAGUAGAAUCUUCUCAAGCUAGACCUCCACUUCAAGAUUUUCAAGUUUCUAGUGCUACUGGGAGAGCUAACUCUGGUAAUUGGAAUGAACAACUUUCUUCACCAGAAUAUGAACUCGAGCGAAUCAGGAGGAAUGGGAGAUUUUAUUCGAACAUCAACUAUUCACAGUCAGAAUUACUAUCUUUCGUUGAGAAUUUUGGUGAAUAUCUUGACCAACAAGGCUUUGAACAACUUCUUGAGCAAAUUGCCGAGACGACCAGCUCAAGCGUGGAGCACCUCCUGCCGCUGUCUCUUCAGUGAAAAAUCUCCCACUUUUGGUGAUUUCUAAAGAACAUU